Rhizophagus irregularis DAOM 181602=DAOM 197198 is the source of this 602-nucleotide messenger RNA. The record is from RefSeq and is a predicted model, not a curated record. Lineage: Eukaryota; Fungi; Glomeromycota; Glomeromycetes; Glomerales; Glomeraceae.
CUUUUUCCUAAAAAAAAAUAAUUAAAUAUAGAAAAUGUCAGAUAAAACCAAAGUACAAGAUUUAAAUUAUUAUAUAAACUGGUUGGAUAAGUUAAUUACCGAAGAAUAUAUUAAAUUUUAUGAAUAUUCUGAAUUCAAAAGUAUUCAACGAAUAGGAAAAGGUUCAUUCGGGAAAGUUUAUCGUGUUAAUUGGAAAAAUUCUGAUCGUAUUUUCGCUUUAAAAUUUUUUAAUAAUGAUGAACUUACUCUUAAAGAAGUUGUCAAAGAGUUAAAAUUGCAUAGGUGUGUUGAUGACCAUGAUAAUAUCAUACGUUUAUAUGGAAUAACAAAAGUUACAGAAGAUAUAAACAAUCAAAUAAAAAAUUAUUCCUUAGUCUUAGAAUAUGCUAACGGUGGUACAUUAAAUACUUAUUUAAAAAACCAUUUUAAUGAACUUGAUUGGAAUGACAAAUUUCGUUUAGCAUGGCAAUUGAUUGAUAUUCCAUUUUUUUUCGUAAUUAAAGCAUGAAAACAAUAUACUCGUACAUCAGAAAAAUAUCAAAUUAGCGGAUUUUGGUUUAUCAAAAAAAAUUGCUGAAGCAUCAAGUAGUACGUCACAAAUA